AACGUAAUACACUAUAUAUUACUAAUAUUUCUUCUGAAGAGAGUAACGACCGAAAGACGUCAAUAGGUAAUCUCAGACAUAUCUAGGAUAGGUAAUUCUUGCUAAUGCUACUGGAGACAUAAAUAAAUAUGCGUACCUAAGCGUCUCUUAACAAUUACCACUAGCUAUAACCAUCAUAUUUAUAGCUAUCCAAUUAAGUAUGGACAUAUUCAUAUAGCAUAUUUAUCAUACAAUCCAUAUAUUGGAAUGAUUAUUUAUGUUGAUACGUUUCAGCUAUACACAUAUUGGCACUGCAUGCAUGAACGUUCUCUAUUACAUCAUACCGCCGUUUGUUUUGUAUUUUGUUUGUAAAAGCAAUUUGCACCUUAACGAUAAUUAUUCCGUAGCAUGACUUCACUGUUAGUCAUGGACCAUGCGUUUUAUGCUUCAUUCUUCCUUCUCAGCUCUGCAUUUGACUUGUGGAAAGUUUCCUAUGUGUAAUUUUCGACAUGAUUUAGUAAAUAUUUUUGUAAUACUUAUUAAGAUUUUAAUUGAGUUAGUGUAGCCGAUCUAAUGUCUGGGGACAUUGAACUCGAAAUUAAACCGUCCCCACUACCCUUAAAAUAUCCCUUGCAUCUCGCUGCUCAAUCUGGGCAGAUUAGUGAUCUCGUACAAUUGCUGCCAAAUAUCUCACCAUUCCAGCAAGACCUGAAUCACCGCACGGCGUUGCAUUAUGCAUCGAAUUACGGUAACAAGCACAUUGGGCUCGAGAUGGCCACCCUUAUCCUCAAUUCCCCUGCAGUUUCCACCAUAGAGAUGAAAACAGAGCUAAUAAACGUUCAAGAUGAAAAUGGCGAGACAUCCCUUCAUCUUGCGGCAAGAAUUGGGCACCGGAGAAUAGUUGAGCUAUUUCUUUUCGCUGGAGCGGAUGUGAAUAUUAAGUCAGAUCAAGGUAUCGAACCAAUCCAACUGAUUUAUGAAAAGGUCCCAUACGCCAUGUGUGCUGUGUUCGAUACAGCCAUUCAAUACAGGAGUGGGGACGUUGGGGAUGAAAAUUAUGAAAUCGUGAUGGACUUUGGCCCGAUAGUUGGUUAUCCAGCUGAAGACGAAAAAGAUGAGCCCCUCCUCAUCGAAUCUGGAAUGUUGGCUUAUCCCCUAAAAAAUGGGGAGCGCCAAUGCAAGGAAAUCCUCCUGCAUCCACUCGUCCAACUAUUUCUCGAGCAGAAAUGGAAGAAAAUUCGUCCCUUGUUCUGGACAGGGAUCAUCCUCCACAUUCUCUGGCUUGGUGUAUUUUCCGCAUUUUUAAGCAUACUGUACCACAAAAACUGCCCCUACGUACCAGAAGUGGCUAACCAAACUGAUAUUAUUUGUCCAUGGUCGUUCUACCCGAAUUCCGUCCCAUGGGCGCUUGCCACCAUUGUGAUCUCUAGCUUAAUGCUGGUCAAAGACAUUUUGAGCAUCAUAUCGCUCCCACGAGGAAUUUAUUUUUUCACAAAGAUCGAAAACUUGGGCCAUCUCGUCAUCCUCGGACUCGUUAUCAUCACCACGUAUCCGGAAUGGACAGUUUCACAAGAUAACCAAAUUACUCUGCACGUCUGGCAAUAUCAAGCCGCCGCUGUGGGCGUGUUUCUGGCCUGGACUCUGAUUUUAGGACAAAUUGGAAAAACGCCCAGACUUGGGAUUUAUGUCGAAAUACUGUCCCGAGUUUUGAAAAGUUUUGGACUAUUUGUUCUCACUUUCAUCUCAGUGUUGAUAGCGUUCGCAUUAUCCUUCGCAAUAUUAAUGCCGCAACAACCAGCAUUCUCCACUCUGCCGCUAGCACUGUCAAAAGUGCUCAUAAUGAUGACGGGAGAACUCUCGCACGAAAUAUUUUACGAGCUUGACCCCACCAACUCGAUGACUGUGGGGGUCAUGGGUCACCUAUUUUUCGUCAUGUUUGUAAUCACAGUGACCAUAAUCCUUUUCAACCUGCUCAUCGGUUUAACUGUGAGUGAUAUUCAAGGACUUCGAGCUGGUGCACAAGUUUCACUUUUGUGGUGCAGAUUGGAACAAAUUUAUUUCAUGGAGUGUUUCAUCUUUGGAAAAUACGUGGUUCACUUGGCAAGUUUGGCGCAAAUUGGGACAGAUUUUUUUAAGAAAUUUCAAAUCGCGAAGGAUUCUGGAGGAGAAAUGUAUGUCCAUGUGUUUCAAAAGUCCAAGAUACCGAAAGAUUUGCAAUCUCAAGUUAAAGAUUUAUCUACUAAAAAUAUGGCUGGAAAAAAUAACUGAAUAACUUGCAACUACCGUAAAUGAAAAUUCGUGGAAGGAAAGAUUAAACACGGGGCCGUAAUUUAUGUAUGCACUUCUCACAGCUAUUAUGUGCAUAUACUUCGUCUAUGUCUAUGUACAUACGUAUGCAUUUUAAGUUUGCACUUAAACUUUACUGCGUCGUUUGCAAGUAAUGUGAAAACGAAUUUUUAAUAUGUCACGUUUUUAUCAUCCACAUUUUAAUUUUAGCAACAACGCCUUCUAAAUAGUUUACCACACGUUUAUUUGUCACGUCCUGAAGCUAUAUCAUGAAUAAAGAAAUGCAAAUGAUUCGAUGGUGAUGUCAAUUUUUGGGAAAGUAUGACGCAUUAUUUUGAACCAAACUAGCCAAAUUUACCUUGUAACACGGUGACAAUGAAUUAAUUUGCACCUUCAUUAGAUGCUGUUUCUCUCUUCAGAUAGAUUUAUACCCAGUUGAGCAUGAGCUGUGUCUUGCACUUGUACAAGAUUAGCAGCAAUUGACUGGAAGAGGUGUAACAUCAGAUAAAGUGCAUACAUCAGUGAAAAUAAAUUAUUUUCUUAAAAAUAAUGGGGUUCGUCAACAAGUUAUCUGUUUACAUCGUGCUGUUCCUAGUGUUAACUUGUGUCAUGAUGUCAACCGUGCAAGGCAGAUCGGUUUUCCAACCAGGCAAGUAUAUUUUUCGGGGCACAACUACAAAUCCCAACGCAGGAAGACAACAAUCCAGUGGGACCAUGCAAAACGGAAUGUGCGUCUGCUCCGUAAAAUGAUUCGCAGCUUUUAAGAAGUAAACUGUUAGUAAACUGAGAUUUAUGUGUAAAUGUGUUCAUAGAACAAUAGAUGAUACGGUAGAGGCGCAUUUAUCAGAGUAGACACUAUCUAUUUAUUGUCUUCAAAUUUUUCCAUUAAUCACUAACGAAAGAAUAAAUAUGUACAUACGUAAGUAAAUAGAAAUGCAGCGCGUGUAAUUUAUCACGUAUUAUUUCCUGUAUUGAUCAACAAUACGUACGCCACGAUUAUUUAUAAAUAAGAUUUUAAACAACAAUCCGUAGUAAGUAAGUAAGUUUAUAAAGUGAAAGUGAAUCAGACGCGAUAAGGUCCACAUCACGUCAUAUUAAGCAAUCAUCUCAAUAAUGCUCACUGCACAGAAUAUUGAUAUUGCAUACACAGUAACAAUAAGUAUCGAUGAUAGGUAAAUGCGGAUCACUCGUGGAUUGAGAUUACAUAAUGUGCAAUCCUAAUUCCACAUUGUGGGUUGGCAAUUUAUGCAUUAUUAUGAACGUCCUGUAUGCAGUACUAAUCCAAUCUAAACUUGCUACACAGUUUACCUUAAUUCGUCACAGCACAGGACCGGAUUAGUAUAUAAAGACGAUUUUCUGUGCCAAUAUUGUGAUUCUUGACCGACAUGAGAAACGAUUUAUACACAUAUUUAAAAACUCUCGGAUAUAAAAUUUAAUAUGAAGUUUUCCUUAAUUUUGCUUGUCAUGGGUAUCCUACUCGUGGAAGCCAUGCCACAGUACGACGACGGAGGGGAUGACGGAGACGAUGGGGGUCACUUCGACGCUGGAGGAGAUGAUGGUGGUCAUGACGACGGUGACGAUGGCGGCCAUGACGAUGGUGGAGGGGAUCAUGACGGUGAUAGCAAUCGUAAUCCACACCCGCCCGGUCAUCCAGGUCAUCGGGGAGACGGAGGUGGAGAGGACGGACCGUCACGAUCUCAAGGAUACCAACGGCGACCUUUACUCUUUUAAGGAAAUAAUGCCAUCGAUGGACAGGACGCGACUUUGUCGACUUUUCACGCAUAAUUUGGCUGACAUUGAUCAUAGAAAAAUUCAAUGGCUUUUGUGAUAAUUAUUGUGACAUUGUCUUGUUUCUUUACGCUGAGUCGGCUGUGUUCUUAUUGAUACCGAGACAAGUACAAAAAUAAUAAUCCUUGUGAAAAAAGGAUGUUAAAUUGAA
This is a messenger RNA of Folsomia candida, 4204 nucleotides long. Its product is annotated as transient receptor potential channel pyrexia. Gene Ontology annotation, molecular function: monoatomic ion channel activity; protein binding. Gene Ontology annotation, biological process: transmembrane transport; monoatomic ion transport. Gene Ontology annotation, cellular component: membrane. The transcript is spliced from 10 exons. The record is from RefSeq and is a predicted model, not a curated record. The coding region runs from base 553 to 2247 and encodes 564 amino acids. Lineage: Eukaryota; Metazoa; Arthropoda; Collembola; Entomobryomorpha; Isotomidae.